AAAUCUUUUCAUAUAUUCAAAACGAUUACUUGAUUUUUCAAUGCCGGCCAAGAAUGCAAUUUGAAGUUUUUUAUUUAUUGAAUAAACAAACAUAAAAGUCCAAAGAGUUGUCUCUGAAUUUCAGCUUCUAUCUCUUUCCCCUCUUUUGCCCGUUGUUGUGUUUCUUGCUUCCAUAAGUAAUUUGAUAAGAACAUGGAGGACAACGGUGUGAUUGCAAAAGAUGUUACUGAAUUGAUAGGUAAAACACCAUUGGUAUAUCUGAACCAUAUGGUAGAUGGCUGCGUUGCUCGAAUUGCUGCCAAAUUAGAGAUGAUGGAACCCUGCUCCAGCGUCAAAGACAGGAUAGGGUACAGUAUGAUUGCAGAUGCAGAGGAGAAGGGUCUGAUUACACCGGGUGAGAGUGUCCUGAUUGAACCAACCAGUGGAAAUACUGGAAUUGGACUGGCGUUUAUGGCUGCUGCUAAAGGUUACAAACUUAUAAUCACCAUGCCUGCUUCAAUGAGUUUGGAAAGGAGAAUGGUUCUCCGAGCCUUUGGAGCUGAGCUGGUUCUUACAGAUCCAGCCCGUGGCAUGAAAGGGGCAGUUCAGAAGGCAGAGGAAAUUCUUGCCAAGACACCUAAUGCCUAUAUCCUUCAGCAAUUUGAGAACCCAGCCAAUCCAAAGGUCCAUUAUGAGACUACUGGACCUCAGAUAUGGAAAGGUACAGGUGGGAAGGUAGAUGCAUUUGUUUCUGGUAUAGGGACAGGGGGUACUGUAACAGGUGCAGGAAAAUAUCUCAGAGAGCAGAAUCCUGACGUUAAGCUCUAUGGUGUAGAACCAUUGGAAAGUGCCAUAUUAUCUGGUGGAAAACCUGGUCCACACAAGAUUCAAGGAAUUGGUGCUGGCUUUAUCCCGGGGGUUUUGGAUGUAAAUUUACUUGAUGAAGUUGUUCAAAUAUCAAGUGAAGAAGCUAUUGAAACAGCGAAGCUUCUUGCACUAAAAGAAGGCUUGCUGGUUGGAAUAUCAUCCGGUGCUGCUGCUGCUGCUGCAAUUAAGAUAGCCCAAAGGCCAGAAAAUGCUGGAAAGCUCAUUGUCGUGAUCUUCCCAAGCUUUGGAGAGCGUUAUCUUUCUUCUGUGCUGUUUGAAUCCGUGAAGCGGGAAGCAGAGAACAUGGUUUUUGAACCUUGAGGAGUACUGUGCGUAUUGUUUUCUCAGUGCAUGCUUUUGCUUCUUCUUUUGAUUCCUAAUAAACCCCGUCAUAUUGAAGCUUUACUGUUAUAUGUACGUUAAGGGAACACUCCCUGGCCUGCACUCUGGACAUGGUAUUAGAACUGAUGUGAUAAUGAAUAAAGUUGGGCAUAGCCUGUUUGGGAAAGACAUAAAUUCUCUUUUAUGUUUUUAACAUCCAUCUCAUUGUUUGGCCAAAAUAAAUUCCAUGGCUUUGA
Messenger RNA from Rubroshorea leprosula, 1424 nucleotides. NCBI's taxonomy places the organism in Eukaryota, Viridiplantae, Streptophyta, Magnoliopsida, Malvales, Dipterocarpaceae. The record is from the annotation of a GenBank genome assembly.